CUUUUUAGGUCUUCCUGUAAUUAUAGUUUGAACUACACUUGCUAUCACAAAAACAAAAGGAUACGGCGAUGAUCAUUACUGCUGGCUGUCUCUAUCUGGUGGACUCAGAUGGGCAUUUGUUGGACCAGCCUUACUCGUGAUACUGUUCAACGUCAUUGUAUUGAUUCUGCUGUUCAAGAAAAUGUUUGCUCUAAAAGCCAUGGUAGACAAGCCAAUUAAAGACAAGAUCAAAAAAACUCUUUGGUCUCUGUGCGUUCUCGUGCCUUUGACGGGCGUCUCUUGGAUUCUCGGCAUCUUCUUCGUCAACGAGUCGGCCUCAUUCAUGCAGUAUGUGUUCGCAGUCUGCAAAGGGCUCCAGGGCGUUUAUAUCUUCGUAUUCAACUGCAUUUUGAAUGGACAGGUUAGAAAUGGCUUCAAGACGGAAAGAAUCAGGCGCCGAAACAAAUCAAUGACGAGUUUGUUCUCACUGAAUACCGUCACGAAAGAAUCGAACGGGAAACGGCGUGAUUGCGAUUAAGGCAACACUGAAACAGAUCCAUCCCUGUGUAAUCUGCAUCCGUUCCUGGUCGACCUUCAAACCAAACGAGAAACAUCUGGCAAUCAAUUAAAUAGGAACGACAAGCAACGUAUAAAUGUGGAUAUUUCAUAUGACUGAUCUUGAUGAAUACAAUGAUCAUAUGUAGGGAGUGCAAUAGAAGUUUUAAACGUUAUGUUUUAUUAAAAUAACUUUCUUUUCACUAGUAUAUACUUGCCAAGGACUUUAAUAAAAAUUUAAAAUCCAAAUGCUAUAUGUCAGAAAACUUAACUUUAUGUCCACUUGUAUAAAAAAUAUUCUGUCGUAUGAAAUAGCCGUUCCGUCUUGAAGGGUUUUGAAGGUUUUAUUUCCAUUCUGAAGAAAAGAGAUCUGAUUAAUUCCGACCACAAAACCAAAAAUAAAAAAUGUACAUAAAUUAUUUUGAAAUAAUUAAAAUUCAUAUUGUAUUAUAUUUAAAUACACUCUUAAUGUAUAAUCAGA
Molecule: messenger RNA, 1015 nt
Organism: Dreissena polymorpha
Lineage: Eukaryota; Metazoa; Mollusca; Bivalvia; Myida; Dreissenidae
Product: adhesion G-protein coupled receptor D1-like
Exons: 7
Coding region: 182-517 (111 amino acids)
Biological process (GO): adenylate cyclase-activating G protein-coupled receptor signaling pathway
Cellular component (GO): membrane
Molecular function (GO): G protein-coupled receptor activity
Source: RefSeq, a predicted model, not a curated record